AUGACGGUGAGAAAGGGCGAUAGAAACCCAGCCUGCGCCGUGUGCAAGUACCAGAGGAGGAGAUGCACUCCCAACUGCCCCUUAGCCCCUUAUUUCCCGGCAAACAACUCCAACACCUUCCAAAACGUUCACCGUCUAUUUGGGGUAUCCAACAUAACCAAAAUACUCGACAGCCUACACAACUCCGACGAAAAGGAGGACGCCAUGAAAUCCAUCAUCUUCGAGGCUGAGAUGCGGCGGAGGUAUCCGGUCCACGGCUGCUCGGUGAUUAUACAACAGCUUCGUUUUCAAAUAGAGUGCGCGCACCAAGAGCUCCGCCGUCUGCAUUCUCUGUGUUUGCAGGUUGCCGCUUGUGAGGAACAAUUGAAUAAUAAUAAUUAUAGCAAUCACUUCAGUUUGGAUGUGGGCUCUAGCUUUCAUAUUGGGUCGGAUAAUGGAAAUGGCGCCAUUGAUGAGGAAAUGAUGGCGAUGGACAAUGAUAGUAGUGGCAAAAUUCAACAGUACAUGCAAAAUUAUGUUUAUUUUCACAAGGAUUUGGAUGUGGGCUCUAGCUUUCAUAUUGGAUCGGAUAAUGGAAAUGGCGCCAUUGAUGAGGAAAUGAUGGCGAUGGACAAUGAUAGCAGUGGCAAAAUUCAACAGUACAUGCAAAAUCAU
Messenger RNA from Striga asiatica, 654 nucleotides. NCBI's taxonomy places the organism in Eukaryota, Viridiplantae, Streptophyta, Magnoliopsida, Lamiales, Orobanchaceae. The record is from the annotation of a GenBank genome assembly.